This is a messenger RNA of Scatophagus argus, 2963 nucleotides long. It is a transcript of the gene xkrx, whose product is annotated as XK related X-linked. NCBI's taxonomy places the organism in Eukaryota, Metazoa, Chordata, Actinopteri, Scatophagidae. The coding region runs from base 589 to 2058 and encodes 489 amino acids. Gene Ontology annotation, cellular component: membrane. The transcript is spliced from 3 exons. The record is from RefSeq and is a predicted model, not a curated record.
CGGCCGCCCAUCAUUUCCGGUACCGCCCCGUGUGUUUCUGGCUGACUUCACGCAGCCGUUGAGCUGAUAGCGCAUCAAAAGACCGCACAAGUAUGCCGACACGAAGACACCCAGACCUUCUACAGCCUGCGGUCAGAUCCUGGAGAAAACCUCGGUGUGUUUUAAACCUUAACACCAUUUUUACUCAAACUUAAAUCCACACAAAUCCUCCGAGUCGGGACAAUAAGUGUUUGACGAGGUUGAACUUUCCCCAUUGUGCACACCGACGGGGCGGUCACAACCCUGAUAUCACUGCGGAUAGUCAGGUGGCUUCGUUUGGAUUAAACGGGGUGGUAACGCCACGUACCGCGGUGUAACAGACAACCAAACAAAAGCUCCUAUGAGCUGAGUGAGUGGCUGUCAGCUGAGUUUUCAAGUCAAACAAAAUGUGAGACCGGCGAUGAUCAACUUGGUGGAAAGUUGGGAGAGACGACGGAUCAGGGGACUGAAUUACAAAAAGUGAUGUUUUUGCUAGCGCGAUUCGGCAAGACGUGUUCAGUCCAACUCCAGCGUCAUUUAUCCACCUCGAACUAAUACUGUGGGCGAACCAUGGAGGAGCAGGAGAGGGACAUCUCGGACCUAGACCCGCAGGAGUGCCCCUCGGUGGUGGAGAACGGAGUCAUGCUGGUGGUGAGCCACAGCCGGGUCGCUCCCCCCUUCAGCGUCGUGCUGGCCACCGUACUGUACUGCGCAGAGUUCAUCUCCGCCGCCGUGCUCUGCAGCAUGUACCACAAGACCGACGAUGUCAUCUGGAUGGGCUUCACCAUCGCCUUCAUGCUGGUGCCCGCUGUGCUCAUACAGUUGGCGCUGACGUUCAUCCACAGAGACGUGGGUCGGGACCGGCCUCUGGUCCUCUUCCUGCACCUGCUGCUGCUCGGCCCUGUCAUCAGGUGUUUUGAAGCUCUGGUGGUCUAUUUCAAGGCGGGUAAAAAGGAGGAGCCUUACGUCACCAUUUCCAGGAAGAUCAGUUUGAAGAAGGGACAGCAGACGCCCAUGGAGUGGGAAAUAGGCCAGUCGGAGCGCAUCCUGGCCACUCACCGAAACGCUUUCAAACGCACCGCGGUCAUCCAGGCUUUUCUGGGCUCUACGCCUCAACUGACACUCCAGCUUUAUGCCACAAUCCAGGAGAAAUACCUACUGCUGCCUGCAAGAUGGACUCUGAUGAUCAUCACCCUGCUCUCCAUCAUUUACGGGGCUCUUGUGUGCAGCGUUCUGGCCAUCCAGAUCAGAUACGAUGACUACAAGGUGCGGUUGCGUCCUGCAGCCUACCUGUGCAUGAUCGUGUGGAGAGGCUUGGAGAUUGCCACCCGCAUCACCGCUCUGGUGCUCUUCAGCACGGCGCUCACUCACUGGGUGAUCCUUGUCGGCAUGGCCAACCUGCUGUUCUUCUUCUUCCUCCCCUGGGCUGAGUUCUGGGCCAGGAAAGGCUCGCUGACUGAGGACGUGGAGAAAAACUUCUCUAAACUGGGCACCGUCGUGGUGCUGAGCAUGUUCACAUUGCUCUACGCAUGCAUCAACGUCUUUUGCUGGUCGGCGGUGCAGCUGGACCUCACCCAUCGAGAGCUCAUCGAGAGGAAGCAGCGCUGGGGCCGCUUGGCCAUGUACUACUGCGGACGCUUCGUUGAGAACUUUGUCCUCAUCACGCUCUGGUACUUCUUCAAGUCGGACUUCUACGAGUACGUGUGCGCGCCUCUGCUGGCCGUCCAGCUGCUGAUCUGCUACAGCCUGGCGGUGCUCUUCAUGCUGCUCUUCUACCAGUUCUGCCACCCCUGCAGACGCCUUUUCAAGUACAACGUCCAUGACUGCCUGCACUGCGUCUGCUGUUAUAAAGGAACAGGUGGAGUGAGAGGCGGACGACGGACGCUGGCGCCCUCGUACUCCACCGCUGCCACCAUGGUGCUGGUGCCGGAUGAGCCGGUGGAGCUGCUGAACCCCAACAACUCAGAAGCAACAGACCUCAUCAGUCAGCCGGGAGAGCGCGAGACAGCUAUUGUUGAAGACAUGAUGGAAGCUGCCUGAGAUGGGCGUUGUGGGGAAUUAAAUGAACAAACUUAAUUUCUCCAAUGUAGGAGAACUGCAUUCCAGCUGGCGCUGCAGGGUGCACCUCAGAAUGAGACCUCGUCUUUUUAACACAAGAAAACUGAAUAAUUUUGUGUUUUUGAAUCUAUCUGAAUCUUCUGAAACUAACUACUGUUGGGGUUUUUUCCCCUCGUGAGUGCAGAAAACUUUCAUUCAUUCUGAGAAGGAUUUAGGUUAACUCCUGAGGUCUUGAUCAGGGAUGAUUACGUAGACUUCGGGCACCACGGGGCCCCAGUAUACCAAAGAAUGUAGCAUGUCGAGGUAGGCAGCGAUGCACAAAGGCCGUCUUGAAAGAGCAGCAGUGCGUACAGGACUGAGACAGGUGUGCAGGAAUUGUGCCAAGUGUGUCCGAAGUGCCCUAAAGACUGAACAGGAACCCACCCGCAGUUUACUUCCUCUCAGGGUUUUUCACACUGUGGACGGCCCGUUUGCACGUUUUUGCAUCUGCACUAACACAGACUAAAAAUAGAAGAAAAACAGGAGUGCAAGAAACGGUCAGAAGAAGAAUUUAUCUUCCUCAUACCCAACUGCGUAAGCCUGCUUUGAUGAAUGCCUUGUAUUGAUUACUGUCUGGUCUGGAUGCCUCGAUUGGAAAAACAGGUUGUUUUUUUUGGUUUGGCAAAAAGAAACAUGGAAAUAUGUGAGGAUCUUCCCCUGCAGGGAAUAUCAUUUGCGUCGUUCAAUAUUAACAUUACAGUCGAUGCAUUUAACGAUACGGACACUGAAUUGGUUUCUACUUCACUGAAGUGCUUUCACGGUUUGCGUGUUGUUUAAUGUUUGGUCUGUUCAGUGCCUUGAGUACUCGUGUUUUACUUGAAAGUUAAAUAAAGUAAGCAGUCUAAACA